CGCACAACCUCUCCCAUCCCCAUUCAUUCACUGUGAUGCACAGACAUAGUCAGCCAUCAUGUCGUGGAAGGAUAGGUACGCUCCUCUUCUCGUUUCUGCAUGUCAUCUUCUCCACUCCUCUUCUCGCCUCUGCUUCUCCAGUCCUAACGUGCUGGUCAUUCGCUGCUAUCUCGAGCUGCUCUUUGUCGUGCCCAUCCCAACGCAGUAAGGCAGGAAGGUAGAGGGAAGGGGAAAGAAUAACAUAUAUCGAGCAGCCCAUCGUCGUCAGCACGUCCAUAUCACCAGGCCGUCGUCCAUCAUGCCCAUCAUCUCCGCUCUUCACCGACUUCGACACCCUCUUUGAGUCUUUCCCGGCUGGCAGCCGUGAUCGAUGCCGUCUUCUCUCCUGCCUGGGGCCUCUGUCGUCUGGCUGGCUGUCGGCCAUCCCCGCAUAUACCCGAGGGGACAAGCGCAAGUGCCUGAACAACUACGCCUACCGCCUGGCUACGGCUCUCACCCUGGGCAUCACUUUCCCCCUCGCCAGCCUCGCACCGUCAUGCACGUGUGGAGCGCACAUCGACGCCUUAGGCGACCACUUCUUCCUCUGCAACCGCGCAACGGCGGAGCGCGUGUUCAAAUACAACACCCUGCUGGACGUCUUCAAGGCAAUCCUUGCAGAGGUGGGCAUUACGGCGGUCACCGAAGUGCCCCUGCGGUCCCUCGACAUCACCCCCCCAAACGCCCAGCCCAACAGUCAGCGCAUGGACCUCUUCUUCCCCAUAGACGGCACAGGUGUCCUGUGCGACGUCACGGUGAUCCACCCGUGUCGGCCCGAGAACUCGACCGCCCACCACACCCAAGUCAACCGCAGCCACGCACGUCGGCCGGGCGGCAUUGCAGCUGCAGGGGCGGAGCGCGACAAAGAUCGCAAGUACGGUGCCAACUGCCGGCAGAAGGGCUACACAUUCGUGCCUCUAGCGGCGGAGACGUUCGGCCGUUGGGGUGGCGAGACCCUCACUCUGCUCCGCCGCCUGGCGAGACGGCGCGUCCCCCCAACCGCCAGCUCUGCAGAAGACCGUGUAUUUUCUCAUGAGGGUGUCAUGAACCAUUGGGGGCAGUGUUUGUCGGUCGCGCUGAUGCGCUGGAAUGCUUUUCAAGUGUCCUGCCGCGCACAUCACGCGGCUGAUGCUCGGACACAGCAACGGGCAGGUCUGUUUCCUGAGGACCUCAUCUCUCGAGGGCCCUACAGGGCACAAAGCCGCACGUUUGCCUGCCAGGACCGGCCGUGA
Messenger RNA from Vitrella brassicaformis, 1268 nucleotides. NCBI's taxonomy places the organism in Eukaryota, Vitrellaceae. The record is from the annotation of a GenBank genome assembly.